Rhizophagus irregularis DAOM 181602=DAOM 197198 is the source of this 1510-nucleotide messenger RNA. The record is from RefSeq and is a predicted model, not a curated record. NCBI's taxonomy places the organism in Eukaryota, Fungi, Glomeromycota, Glomeromycetes, Glomerales, Glomeraceae.
GGAAAAUACAAGUACUUGUUUUUGUCUUGAAAAAUUGGUAUUUACAUCAAACUGUCAAAAGUAUUGUGAAAAUUGUUUCAUAUUUUUUAUUGGAUGUAGAUAUUGUUUAACAACAAAUAUUAUUUUUGGGGUUACAAAUCGAUCACAAUGCAAAAAAUGCAAAAGAGUAUCAAUUUUUGAUAUUACAAAGAUUAUUAGUAUUAACAGUGGAGAUAGUGUUUUAGAUAAUUUUCUUUUUAAUAUAAGAAAUAAUCAAUUGAAUCAAUUGAACAUAACUAAAUUCGUUUACGAUUUAAAAAGUAAUAAGUAUCUCAUUCCAUCCCAGAUAUAUACUAAAACUUUACGUACUAAAAUUAGAAGAAGAUUAAUAAGAUAUAUACCAUAUUCUCAACUUAUAAAUGUAAAAAAAAUAGAAGAAGGAGGAUUUAGCAUCAUAUAUCAAGCAACCUGGUUAGAUAGUCCAAACUAUAAUUCAAUUGUCAUUUUAAAAAGAUUUAAAAAUCUUCAAUAUGCUAAAAAAUAUUUUUUUAAAGAGCUGGAGUCGAAUCAUCGCUGUUAUAAAUUAGGUUGUACUGUUAAUGAAACUUUUGGUUUUACAAAAGAUCCCAAAUUGGACGAUUAUAUAUUAGUUAUGCAAUAUGCAUCAGAAGGAGAUUUACAUAAAUAUUUACAAAAGGAAUUUCCAGUAAUUGAUUGGAAACAAAAGAUAAGAAUUUUAAAUGAUAUUUCAUUAGGACUUUUUGCUGUCCAUGAUUCAAAUUUCAUACAUCGAGAUUUACAUAGUGGAAAUAUAUUGGUAAAUAAUUUAAAUAUUUAUAUUUGUUAUAAAAUAGGAGAUCUAGGAUUAUCACGAUCUGCAAACGAUACCUCAUUGGAUGAUGAAAUAUAUGGAGUAAUACCUUAUAUUGCACCAGAAAUAUUUAAAGGGUCGGCAUUUUCCAAAGAAUCUGAUAUUUAUAGUCUAGGUAUGAUUAUGUGGGAACUUACAACAGGUUGUAAACCUUUUGCUAAUGUUGAACAUGAUCAUAGUCUUAUUUUUAAUAUUAUUGAUGGUGUACGACCUGAAAUUACAAAAGAUACACCAGAAUGUUAUGCUAAUUUAAUGAAAAGUUGUUGGGAUUCUGAUCCCAAAAAAAGACCUUCUAUAUGUGAAAUUCGGAAUACUUGUAUUCCAUGGUAUAAAUAUUAUAAUCAGUUUAUUGAAAAUAAAUAUGGAUUCGAUUUCGUAGCUCAAUUUAGCCAAGCUGAAUUAAAAUGGAAAGAUUUAAUAGUCUCGAAGAAGCUUGGUCCCGAGUUUAGUGAAAAGUCUCACCCAAAAGCUAUUUAUACAAGUAGAUCAUUAAACUCUUACAUUUCUAAACGUUCAUUUAUAUUUUCUAAACGUUCAUCUAUAUUUUCUAAACGUUCAUCUAUAUUUUCUAAACGUUCAUCUAUAUUUUCUAAAUGUUCAUCUAUAUUUUCUAAAUGUUCAUUUAUCAAUUCAUCAAACGGUAUGUACUUGAUAUUUUAA